Molecule: messenger RNA, 2190 nt
Organism: Theobroma umbraticum
Lineage: Eukaryota; Viridiplantae; Streptophyta; Magnoliopsida; Malvales; Malvaceae
Gene: BBM
Product: Integrase-type DNA-binding superfamily protein
Biological process (GO): regulation of DNA-templated transcription
Molecular function (GO): DNA binding; DNA-binding transcription factor activity
Source: RefSeq, a predicted model, not a curated record
AUGGCUUCCAUGAACAACUGGUUGGCUUUUUCUUUGUCACCUCAAGAACUCCCAUCACAACCUGUUGAUCAAGACCAUCACUCUCAAACCGCAGUCUCUCGCCUCGGUUUCAACUCCAAUGACAUCUCCGGUGCCGAUGUGUCUGGCGAGUGUUUCGAUCUCACUUCGGACUCCUCGGCCCCUUCUCUCAAUCUCCCUCCCCCUUUUGGCAUACUUGAAGCCUUCAACCGAAACAAUCAAUCCCAAGAUUGGAAUAUGAAGGGUUUAGGCAUGAACUCAGAUGGAAACUACAAGACAAGCUCAGAGCUUUCCAUGUUGAUGGGUAGUUCAUGCAAUGGCCAAAGCCUUGAUCAAAGCAACCAGGAACCAAAGCUUGAAAACUUCCUCGGAAACCACUCUUUCUCGAAUCAUCAGCAGAAUAAGCUCCAUGGUUGCAACACCAUGUACAACACUACCACUGGAGAAUACAUGUUUCCCAACUGUUCAUUGCAGCUCCCAUCGGAGGAUACGACUAAUGCAAGAACAAGCAACGGUGGGGUUGACAACGACAGCAACAACAAUACUAACAAUAAUAAUAACACCAAUAUCAACAGCGGCAACGGUAGUAGCUCCAUUGGUUUAUCCAUGAUCAAGACUUGGUUAAGGAACCAACCAGCACCUCCUCAACCAGAGGCUAAAAACAAUGGCGGUGCUUCACAAUCCUUGUCUCUUUCAAUGAGUACUGGUUCACAAACAGGCUCUCCUUUGCCUCUCCUCACCUCAAGCACUGGGGGCGGAAGCGGUGGAGAGAGCUCUUCCUCCGAUAAUAAUAAGCAGCAGAAGACACAGACAGGUAUGGAUAGCGAAAGCGGUGCAAUUGAAGCGAUGCCAAGGAAAUCUAUUGACACUUUUGGCCAAAGAACUUCCAUAUACCGUGGUGUAACCAGGCAUAGAUGGACUGGUAGAUAUGAGGCUCAUUUGUGGGAUAAUAGUUGCAGAAGAGAAGGACAAACCCGUAAAGGAAGGCAAGGAGGCUAUGACAAAGAAGAAAAGGCAGCCAGAGCUUAUGAUUUAGCAGCACUGAAGUAUUGGGGAACCACAACAACAACAAAUUUCCCAAUUAGCAACUAUGAAAAGGAGUUGGAAGAAAUGAAGCACAUGACCAGGCAGGAGUAUGUUGCGUCUCUGCGAAGGAAGAGUAGUGGAUUUUCUCGAGGAGCAUCUAUCUAUAGAGGAGUCACAAGGCACCACCAACAUGGAAGAUGGCAAGCAAGGAUUGGAAGAGUUGCAGGAAACAAGGACCUUUACUUGGGGACAUUCAGUACGCAAGAAGAGGCAGCAGAAGCCUAUGACAUUGCAGCAAUAAAAUUCCGAGGACUGAAUGCUGUAACCAACUUUGAUAUGAGUAGAUAUGAUGUUAAGAGCAUACUAGAGAGCAGUACAUUGCCAAUUGGUGGAGCUGCAAAGCGAUUGAAAGAUGUUGAGCAAGCAGAAAUGGCUUUGGAUGUACAAAGGGCAGAUGAUGAUAACAUGAGUUCCCAGUUGACUGAUGGAAUCAACAAUUAUGGUGCAGCACACCAUGGCUGGCCUACCAUUGCAUUUCAACAAGCACAGCCGUUUAGCAUGCACUACCCGUAUGGACAAAGAGUAUGGUGCAAGCAAGAGCAAGAUUCUGAUACCAAUCACACCUUCCAGGAUCUUCAUCAACUACAAUUAGGAAGCACCCACAAUUUUUUUCAGCCUUCAGUUCUGCACAACCUCAUGGCGAUGGACUCUUCUUCAAUGGAGCAUAGCUCUGGCUCUAACUCUGUCAUCUAUUGCAAUGGCGGAGGUGGAGAUGCUGCUGGAAGUAAUGGUGCUAGUGGUAGCUACCAAGGGGUCGGGUAUGGAGGCAAUGGAGGAUACAUGAUCCCCAUGGGUACAGUAGUAGCCAGUGAUAGUAACCAAAAUCAGGGCAAUGGCUUUGGAGACAAUGAAGUGAAAACACUUGGUUACGAAAACAUGUAUGGAUCAGCUGAUCCAUAUCAUUCUAGGAACUUGUAUUAUCUUUCCCAGCAAUCAUCAACAGGUGGAGUGAAGGCUAGUUCAUAUGAUCAAGCUUCAGCGUGCAACAACUGGGUGCCAACUGCAGUUCCUACCAUUGCACAGAGGUCUAGCAAUAUGGCUGUCUGCCAUGGAGCCCAAACUUUCACGGUAUGGAAUGAUGCAUAA